This is a messenger RNA of Pipistrellus nathusii (Nathusius's pipistrelle), 945 nucleotides long. NCBI's taxonomy places the organism in Eukaryota, Metazoa, Chordata, Mammalia, Chiroptera, Vespertilionidae. The record is from the annotation of a GenBank genome assembly.
AUGUUAAUGGUACCGGAGAUCUCGAAGGGGGGAGAAGAGCCAGAGAAACAGAGCUCCAAGGCCCCGGAUCGGGAACCUCCCAGCAGGAUGGCUGACCUCUCUGAGCUCCUGAAGGAAGGGACCAAAGAAGCACAUGACCGGGCAGAAAACACCCAGUUUGUCAAGGACUUCUUGAAAGGCAACAUCAAGAAAGAGCUGUUUAAGCUGGCCACUACUGCACUUUACUUCACAUACUCAGCCCUCGAGGAGGAAAUGGACCGCAACCAGGACCAUCCAGCCUUCGCUCCCUUGUACUUCCCCAUGGAGCUGCACCGGAAGGAGGCGCUGAUUAAGGACAUGGAGUAUUUCUUUGGUGAGGACUGGGAGAAGCAGGUGCGGUGCUCUGAGGCCACCCGAAAGUAUGUGGAGCGGAUCCACUAUGUGGGGCAGAAUGAGCCGGAGCUGCUGGUGGCCCAUGCCUAUACUCGCUACAUGGGGGACCUCUCGGGGGGCCAGGUGCUUAAGAAGGUAGCCCAGAGGGCUCUGAAACUCCCCAGCACGGGAGAGGGGACCCAGUUUUACCAGUUUGAGAAUGUGGACAACGCGCAACAGUUCAAACAGUUCUACCGGGCCAGAAUGAAUGCCCUGGAUCUGAACCUGAAAACCAAAGAGAAGAUUGUGGAGGAGGCCAACAGGGCCUUUGAGUACAACAUGCAGGUAUUCAAUGAACUGGACCAGGCUGGCUCCUCGCUGGCCAGAGAGACCGUGGAGGAUGGGCUCCCCGUGCACAAUGGGAAAGGAGAUGUGCGUAAAUGCCCCUAUUACACUGACAACCAAGACAAAGGUGCCCUGGAGCAUAGAAGUUGUCCCUUCGGAAUAGCUCUGAUGACCAAGCCCAGCAUCCCGUUCAUUCUGGCUGCUAGUGUGGCUUUGGCUGCUGGCCUCUUGGCCUGGUACUACAUGUGA